Messenger RNA from Acanthaster planci (crown-of-thorns starfish), 5914 nucleotides. RefSeq names its product casein kinase I-like. NCBI's taxonomy places the organism in Eukaryota, Metazoa, Echinodermata, Asteroidea, Valvatida, Acanthasteridae. The record is from RefSeq and is a predicted model, not a curated record. Gene Ontology annotation, biological process: protein phosphorylation. Gene Ontology annotation, molecular function: ATP binding; protein kinase activity.
AGACAACGUAAAUAAAUAUGGCGUCGGGUGAGCUCAGGAGGUGAAGAGCUCCCCUUUGGAAUCCAUUCAUCCUUGCUUUAUGAAGCUCCAUAUAGCUAUAAUUUUCUCAUGUGGAGAUAGCUAAAUGGUUGCUUAGAUCAUCCAGAGUAUUUUGGCGUGAUUUGAGGCAGGUGAGCCGGAAUGGAGCUCCGAGUUGGUAACAAGUACCGACUAGGACGUAAGAUUGGAAGUGGAUCUUUUGGGGAUAUUUAUUUAGGGACUAAUAUUGGAACUGCCGAAGAGGUUGCCAUCAAGUUAGAAUGUGUCAAGUCCAAGCAUCCCCAGCUCCAUAUAGAGAGCAAGUUCUACCGCAUGAUGCAGGGAGGUGUUGGUAUCCCGUCCAUCAAAUGGUGCGGGGCAGAGGGAGACUACAAUGUGAUGGUGAUGGAGCUCCUAGGCCCAAGCCUGGAAGACCUCUUCAAUUUUUGCUCGCGGCAGUUUGGCUUAAAGACAGUGCUAUUAUUGGCCGAUCAGUUGAUCAGCCGUGUUGAAUAUGUACAUAACAAAAACUUUAUCCAUCGGGACAUCAAGCCCGACAACUUUCUGAUGGGGCUUGGCAAGAAGGGCAACCUGGUCUACAUCAUCGACUUUGGCCUGGCCAAGAAGUACCGAGACGUCCACACACACCAGCACAUACCCUACAGGGAGAACAAGAACUUGACCGGCACGGCCAGAUACGCCAGUAUUAACACACAUUUAGGCAUUGAACAAAGCCGGCGAGAUGACCUAGAAUCUCUGGGCUACAUGCUGAUGUACUUUAACUUGGGCAGUCUACCCUGGCAGGGCCUAAAGGCUGCCACCAAGAGGCAGAAGUAUGAAAAGAUCAGUGAAAAGAAGAUGUCCACAGCCAUUGAGACACUGUGUGCUGGUUUCCCAUCGGAGUUUGCCACAUACCUGAACUACACAAGGUCGCUACGAUUUGAUGAGAAACCUGACUACUCCUUUCUCCGACAGCUUUUCCGCAAUCUCUUCCACCGGCAAGGUUUCACCUAUGACUACAUCUUUGACUGGAAUCUUCUGAAAAUUGGGAAUUCAAAGCCCCACGACGAAGAGCGGGAGAGGCGAGAGGACAGAGAGAGGCAGGGCCACCUGCAGCAUCCCCGCAGCUCCACUACACGGGCGGUGGCCACCACGGCAGCUACCAGCCGCAUCAAAGCAUCAGAGGGACCUCCACAAGGACCUGCAGCAGGUGCAAACCCCACAUCACCCCGUCCAAUCUCCAGAGCUGACAACCAACGCUCUGUCAGCCGCCGCCUCCACCGCGGUGUGGCCCCACCUGUCAUGUCUGGCCCCGAGCUGACACGGCGGGACAUAGCCGGGGGGCGUCUCACAACUCCGUAUUCCGCCAUCAACGGUGGUAUCAGCAGCGGCCUGGGUGCCAAGCCCAACGAGUUGACGCGGGAGGAUGGGGUCCCACGAACGGCGUCGUCCCGCUACCUGCGUAAAUGACUGCGCCUGUCCAGCGGUGCUCCGUACUAAGAGAGAUUUAAAAACCAACUGUUUGAAGAGUGAUGCAAUAUGGCAUUAACAAGCAAAGCAAUGUCUGGAAGAAGGAACAAGGUGGUGGAUUUUGUUUCAAAAACAAGAGGGAGGUAUCCUGAGGUUGUUACGGACAAUGCCUCUAUCUUCUGUUGAGACCACAGACCAGCCUAACUGGUAGACUUUUUUGUCAGUAACUGCCAUGGAGCAAUGAGAAAUGGACUGAACUGAUUAAGUGAGCCCGUGGCAAUUUGACGUUGGACCUGUUUGGUGCGGAGACCAAAUUGGACUACCAGUGAAUCACACAUUCGUCUCAAGAGCUGGAGAGAAAAUGCAAAUGAUCAGUUGACUGUAACUUGAUUUGACUGGAAACAGAUCAAGGAAUUAAUCAGUGCAAGUCAGGGUAGAGCUCACAAAGAAAAUAACCUAACAGAAGCAAAGCGUGCACCACCUUUCUGUGCGGAGUGCUGAUAUAUAUAAAAACGUACAUACAGGACUAAGCGAAAAGAUACAUGUAUAUCGGGCCUGGCAUUUGAUUGUAAAUUAAAAUCUGUUUUCUGUACCUCAGUGGGCAAUGAUCGACUUGAGGAAAUAAACUGAGUGUUAAUUAAUGGUAACGUUCGAUCAGGCUAAUGUAUUGGAAAAGGCAUUUUUUAUAGUGAAAUUGGCCAGAGUUGUUCAUUUGACACAGUUGGUGUUAUCUUUGCUAGAAGAUGAGAUGUGUAUGUAUGGGAUGUUCAAAUCCUUUAAGUCUGCUGGCUUCUUCACUCUGUGGUCAUUGACUACUUCAAGAAAGAUGCUUCCCCAAAAUUUGAUUAACUCUAGUGAUUGAAAGGACUAUAGCAAAACUCUUGUCCCCUGAACCAUAUCCCUGCCACAGAAUGUGCUGCACUGACUCUCAGCUUAUAACACUAAUGGCCAGAGUUACUGCACUUUGGAGUCGAUUUCAUUCCGGCAUUGUUUUGCACACUUGCAUUUUAUCGCUGCUGCCAAUCAAAGAACAGGAAUUCACUUGUACAUAUGAACUGUCAAGAUGUUGACCAUUCACACGAUUCCUGUUGGCCAUUCAAAGAAGUAGGCCAGUCGGUGUACGUGCACAUCAUCAGGAAUCCAUUUCAGAAUGACACCUUAUGUGUUGUUAAAUCAUGCGGAAAUGCAGCGCACAUUAUCAUGGACAUGGUUUUUCUCCUGUAGUUUGGAGUAAGGAGUUUCAUCCUGACGUCUAGUCAGGUCGGGCAGACACUAGUCUUGAGAGGGAAGCACUUUGGUAAGAGAACUGUUGAAACAACAGCAGUCUGCAUCAAACCGAUUAUGUUUUCAUUUUGUCUCAUUUUGUCAUCUUAGUCAUGGAAACAUGUUUUUACUGGUUUGGGGAGUAAAAAGUAAAAUGCCGUUCACGUUUUACCUCUUGUAAAGAAGUGUCUACCCCAAGAGUUGAUUUUUCUGAAAGUCCCUGUUAACCACAGCACCACUGAGGGACAAGCAUCUCCAAGACAUACAGAUGAACUAAGCUGAGGAAAUUGGCUUUCAUAAAACUGGGAUAUUGUUACUGUACAGAUACAGGGUGAUUCUAUGUACUUGUAGGUAUCAAGGCCACAAUACACCCUUCUCUCCCUGUUACGCCAUUGAAGACCAAUCACCAAUGCAUUUUUAACUCUUACUGAAGUGUGCAGCCUUCCGUGUAUAAAACUUAACUGUUACGAAUUGGCUGGCACCUAGAAUCUGGUUGUGCAAUGUUGCUGAUGGAUUCUUAAUGGUACAGUACAAGUCACUGCUACUUCACAUCAGCCUUGAUGUCCCUGUUUUGGCCACGUACACAUAUGCUACUGCUUGACUGCCUAGUGCUUGAUGUGGAAGCAUUUUGGGAAGUUCUCCUUGCCAAAAAUACCUAAGGAGUUAGGGCUUGAGAGAAAACAGUUUGCACAACGCCUAGAUCCUGCCCAGAUCCUGCCCAGAUGUGUCAAGAACAGUUUUGUGUCGGAUUUUGAGGGCUCACAAAGGAGAAGCACUCUUUGGCCAGCAGCAUUCUUAACACUUUAAGAAAUGAUGAAAUGGCCUGACUGCAGGCACAUUUAGAUGAAAUUUGACUGACUUUUGAUGAUGAUGAAUAACUGUUAUUUUGUUUUUUUGUAUAUGUGUCAGAAAUGUGACCUACAUGAGCAUGGUUGUUAAUACUGUAUCAAAGACCGUUUAUGAAUGUGAAACAUAUAGCGACUCUCGUAGACAUUGUACCUAAAGUUUUUGUAUGCAUUGAAGUAAUUCAUAGAUUUUUUUGUGCAGAUGAGGGAAUAUAUCUGAGAACUAGACAUGAAUUUGCCAGACGGACUGACGAUCAAUGGAUGAAAUUCCUGGAAGCGAGUCUUACCAGAUGUUUUUGUCUUUUUUUUUUCAUUAAACAAAUUGAUAUCCAUGUAGCUCUUCCAUGUCACGAAGUCAAAAUGUGAAUUAAAACAAUGACUUCAAACUUCUUCGGUUUUUUUCUCUCAGCAACGGGUAAUGAGAGAGGCAAAGAAAAAUAAGUAACAACUUUAGUGAUAGUGUACGUCACAAGUUACAGCCAUAACACUUUACAUUUUUACAAGCACAGAGUCUCCAAGUUUCUUUUGUCGAGAAAGCUGUGUACUGUGUUUUAAAAGGAAAGAGAGUCCUGUUUGGUAUAAGUUCCAUACUCUCAGAGUCACUGAUAGCACUGUCUGCUGCUAACAUUUUUUUUAACCUGGUUUAGUGGUUUUCAUAGUGCACAGUUUGUGACGAGCAAAUUCAGCAUUUUUCACCAAGGAAUAUUGUACUUUAAUUUCUUGAGGCAUCGAUAAGCAAAGGCCAGCUGAAGUACAGAUUGUCAUUGCUAGCUAAACGUGUCACUGUGCAUCCAACUAGAGUACAGAACCGUACAGCUUUGGAAAUUUAAACUCAUGCGUGUCUUAAGAAGUAACAAUGGGUUUUUGUUUGUUUUUGUGCUUUUUUAUUAUAAUUUUACCACUUACAUACACAGACAGCAGGGCUCAAUUUCAUGGCAUUACUAAGCAGAUGGCUUUCGGCUAACCAAAUCUUGAGGAAGUUCGUGUUGUGUAAAGAUUGUGAAUUGUAAUAGUUGUGAGGAGUAUUCUGACAUAAGGGGAAGAACUUAUUUCAAAUAUGUUGCCUCGAUGUAGAAAAAAGGACAUGGUUUCAAUAAAAUUUGUGUGCCCUGUGUUUAGCCUUGCUAUGAAAUAGGCCUGGUGUGUCUGACUUAUUCCUGUAAGUUUGGUGUAUUUUGCAAAUAAAUUUUGAACCACCUGGCGUUCCAGUGGAGCGUAAUGCUGGAAUGUGCUGUUUUUAAUGAAAAGAGAGAAGAAAUGAAAUUUAAGUUCUGUAGAAUUUUUAAGGUAACUAGGCAGCUGGUAGUCACUUCCUAUUUAUAUACGGUGUCCAGUCCAAUAUGUUGCCAGUUGCUUGGUCACUUUGUUUCAAAAAUGGUUUUGUUAUGUAUUAAUGUUCAUGUAAAUAAUUGGAAUUUUUGUGUAGGUGUCAAUGCAUAUGCCACAAUUUUUCCCCUUUGUACAAGUCAAGUCCCAAAUUGUGUGUGUUUAAUUUAGAGGUAUUCCAUCAGGAGAUUAAGAAUCAUUUUUUGCACAGAAAUUCACCUUUUCCGAUUUAUUAUAUCUGCAGAAGUUUGGAACUCAUUUUUGUAAAGGUCUUUUAUGAUUGGAUGAAGUGGCUACACAAUUUUCACUUCUGGAAUCCUAUGGGAUGAAAUCAUUAUUUAAAUUCCAUUAUCAGGCGCCUAUUCAUUGGAACUGAUCAGUUCACUUCAGUGCUGGAUUCUUAUUGGCCCAUCGAUGUCACUCACAGUUGGCAUUCAUUCCUAAAAUGACGUAACUUCCGUUUCAUAGUGAAGGUAUGCUUUUUAUUGCCUACCUUUUCAGUGUUUCUCCACUUUUGGUGAGCAAUAACGGAAGAAAACCUGGAGGCUGGACAGGCCAAGUGACUGUGGAAAUGACCAAAAGAAGGCUUCUUCUCUGAUAUUGGCUCCAGACCCAGGGCCCCAGACCCUGAGUGCUUGAAAUACAGUUUAGGAUCAUCCAGUGUGUAUUUUUGCAUUUUGUUCAUAAUAGUACCUGCAGCGAAUGUUAACAUUGGAGGGUCCGGAGAGAUGUAACCAGGGUAGGUGACAAAGCCAACGACUUGGAAAUGCCCUGCAGUGGACUUAAGCACUGAAAGCAACUUACUGCCAACAUGUCUACAUUGGUUACAUUUGUCGGAACCAUGGAAUUAUUUUACUCAGUCAUUUGUCAUCCCUCGAGAGUAUUAGGAAGAUAAAGAUAUAAAGUGUUAAAUAUGUGUUGAUUAGUAGACUCCUUAAUUAUCUAUCAAACAAUGAAAUAAAAUUGUACAGAUAAGCUGACAAAAAUGUGAA